Molecule: messenger RNA, 3503 nt
Organism: Arabidopsis arenosa
Lineage: Eukaryota; Viridiplantae; Streptophyta; Magnoliopsida; Brassicales; Brassicaceae
Source: the annotation of a GenBank genome assembly
ACAUCACUGGUCGUCUCUCCACGUGUACCGGAAAAUGAAUGAAGAUCCUUAAAAACACGCCGGAGUUAACCGAGCCACCAUUUUUUUUUUCCAAAUCUGCCAGAGUCUGUGCCAUGUCCACCAUGCCUCCCCAAUUCCCUCUGGAGAUCCGCUCAGCUCUUCGCCGGGCUUCCUCCACCGUAUAUUGCCACCGCUCCAUCAGCACCGUCACUCCUCCUCCGUUUCGUCACCGUACGACGUUGUUUCGACCGAGAGCUUUCUCUUCUUCCUCUGUUAAGCUCCCCACGAAACCUUCUCUUUGCACCGCCGACGAGCUUCAUUACGUCUCUGUUCCUAACAGCGAUUGGCGUCUCGCUCUCUGGCGUUACUUGCCUCCUCCUCAGGCUCCGACGAGGAAUCAUCCGUUGUUGCUGUUGUCUGGAGUAGGAACUAAUGCCAUUGGAUAUGAUUUAUCUCCUGGUUGCUCUUUUGCAAGACAUAUGUCUGGUCAGGGAUUUGAGACCUGGAUUCUCGAGGUUCGUGGAGCUGGAUUGAGUACACGAGUAUCUGAUCUUAAGGAUGUUGAGGAAUCUGCUCAUGAAUUGUCGAAUCGGAUAGAAUCUACUGCUAAAGCUGCUGCAGGUAAAGAAUCUUGUUCCGAGGAAAAGCAGGCUACUGAUAUCGUGGACAGUAGUGCACCAGCGUCGGAUGUUUCAGUUGUUGGCGAAGCCUCGGCUUGGGAUGAGUCACAACUUGUGGCAAGAUUGACAUCGACUUUCAUGCGUUUGUCAGAAAGACUUUCUGGCUUUCUCAGUGAAGGUCAGUCAGUGUUCAUGUCUGCUAAGUUAUUUGACAAAAUUGCAAUGCUUGUAGAUGAUACACAGCUGUACGAGCGCGUUAAUGAGAUAAGAUCCAAGCUUUUGAGUUUGAUUGAGUCAAGGCAAAACUCAGGACUUGUUAACCAAAUCAGAGAUUUGGCCCAGCGCCUUGUGAAUCUUUUCGAUGAUGGUCAAAGGUCUGUCUCGCCUCCGCUGAUUGAUUUACAAGAACGCCUCACUGCGACCAUAGAAGAUUUUCAGAAGCAACUCGAUUUGAUAGUUAAAUAUGACUGGGAUUUUGAUCACUACCUGGAGGAGGAUGUCCCUGCUGCGAUUGAGUAUGUUAGAGCGCAAAGCAAGCCCAAGGAUGGCAAACUAUUCGCAAUUGGGCACUCCAUGGGGGGUAUCCUACUCUAUGCAAUGCUGUCACGUUGUGCUUUUGAAGGACGAGAACCUUCUGUGGUAGCUGUGGCAACUCUGGCAUCAUCGGUUGAUUACACAACCUCAGAUUCUGCACUCAAAUUGCUCAUACCUCUUGCCAAUCCUGCAGAAGCUCUGAGUGUUCCAGUUGUUCCGCUGGGCGCUCUGUUGGCUGCCGCUUUUCCUCUUUCGACACGUCCUCCAUAUGUAUUAUCUUGGCUUAAUGAUUUGAUAUCAUCAACAGAUAUGAUGCACCCUGAAAUGUUAGAAAAGCUUGUCUUGAAUAACUUCUGUACCAUACCUGCAAAACUACUUAUUCAGCUGACAACGGCCUUUCGAGAGGGAGGCUUACGUGAUCGUAGUGGUAAAUUUUACUACAAGGAUCAUCUUCCCAGAACCAGUGUCCCUGUCUUAGCUCUUGCAGGUGAUCGGGACUUAAUCUGUCCCCCUGCGGCUGUGGAAGACACUGUUAAGCUGUUUCCCGAGAACUUGGUCACUUAUAAGUUACUUGGAGAACAGGACGGACCACAUUACGCACACUAUGAUUUGGUUGGAGGACGACUGGUUUUUGUGUUAGCUGACCAGAAAUAUUGCAGAAAUGUAUGUGUUACAAAAUCUGAACCUGUGGUGACCUCCCCAUCCCUUGCACUUAGUGGCAUCAAACAAACAACAAAAAGACCACAAACUGACCCUUUCCUGGCUGACCCCCACGGUGUUUUCCCAAGUUCUCCCAAGUAUCAUCCAUAUUACCCUCAGAACACAAAGUGUGGUGGCGUAAUCGAUUUAGGUCUCAGCCUGAGAACCAUUCAACAUGAGAUUUACCAUACAUCUGGCCAAAAAUAUUGUAGUAACGAAGGAUACAGACGGAAGUGGGGUUAUGUAAAGGUCACUAUGGAUGGGUUUGUGGUAGGUCGCAAGGUCUGUGUUCUUGAUCAUGGAGGCUAUUCAACUCUUGCUCAUCAACUCGAGGACAUGUUUGGGAUGCAGAGUGUGUCGGGAUUGAGGUUGUUCCAGAUGGAGUCUGAGUUCUGUUUGAUCUACAGAGACGAAGAAGGUAUCUGGAGGAAUGCUGGGGAUGUUCCAUGGAAAGUUCUCAUCGUCUCUCGUCGGACUCUCCGUAAGAACAAGUACGUGGACUUCGUAGGAGAAUACCAUCUCGAUCUCAUUGUCUCCUCCGGUGCCGUCCCUGUCAUCGUGCCUCGUGUCAAUGGGAUCCAUUCUAUGCUCCAGAGCUUCGAGCCCAUCCAUGGUGUCCUCCUCUGCGAAGGAGAAGAUGUAGAUCCUUCUCUCUACGCCGACGCAGAAUCCUCAGGUCUCUCACCGGAAGACAUGGAGGAGAUCAAGAAGGUGCAUGCAGAGGACAUGACCAUCGACCGAGAAAAAGACAGCAUUGAGCUGACUCUGGCUAGACUCUGUCUUGAAAGAAACAUUCCUUUCUUAGGCAUUUGUCGUGGCUCUCAGAUUCUCAACGUUGCCGCAGGUGGAACUCUUUACCAAGACAUCGACAAAGAACUCGGAACUACAACAACGACGACUAAGCAUAUAGAUUAUGACAACUACGAUGGGCACAGGCACGAGGCUAGAAUCGUGGAGGAGACGCCGUUACAUAAGUUGUUCGAGGAGAUGGAGAUAAUGGUGAACUCAUAUCACCAUCAAGGUGUGAAAAGACUGGCGCAACGUUUUGUGCCAAUGGCUUACGCUCCUGAUGGUUUGAUUGAAGGAUUUUAUGAUCCGAAUCGAUAUGAUCCAAAGGAAGGUCAGUUCUUGAUGGGUCUGCAGUUUCACCCUGAGAGGAUGAGGCUUUCAGGCUCUGAUGAGUUUGAUUAUCCGGGCUGCGCUUUAGUUUAUCAGGAGUUUGUGAAAGCUGUGAUUGCAUUUCAAAAGAAACAAGUAAACGCAACACAGAUGGAGAUGAAGAGGAAGACAACCACGAUCGUCAAAAGCUUCUCCCAAGCCGAGUUUCUAGAGGCAAAUACGGUUCUAAGCAAGCAACAAGAGAAUAGGCUACAGCAGAUGGGAGCGACGGUGAGGAACUCAUGUGUGUAUAUGAAAAGGAUGAAAAGGAAAGAGGAGCAAGAGAGAGCAAUGGACAAAUUUUCCGCGGAGCGGUUGUCUGAUCUACUUUCCUUCCACCAUAUGAUGGCUCGUCUUUGCUCCGAUGCCAUCAAGAGGAAACUUCUAGAACCCGAAGCCACAGAUAGGACCAUUGAAUCCUCCUUUUUUCUCAACUAUUAGCUUUUAUUGCAAAAACAGUGUUACACAUAAUAAGAAAACUUUUGACGGUAU